GACAUCCAGAGCUCGGCACGCAACUGCCUCCGAAAGGGCCAAGGUUACGAAACGUGGUCGCAGCUCCGGGACAACAAGAAGAGCAAGGCCAACCCGUUGAGCCUGCACGGUGCACCCUGGACAAUGGCCGACUUCAAGGCAGAGGUCCAGAAGGCGAAAAUGGUGAAGAGCGCCAUGGAUGCAAGUACGCAGGAGAACGAAAGCUUCGCGAAUAUCCUCAAUCUCGGUGCGAGCCAGGAAAUCCCGCAGGAGGUGCCGGAGGUGGAAACGUCCAUGCCUACGGUGCACAGCCUUGGAUUGAUGGACGAGGAGGACGCCCGUGACCGGCCCGGAAAGAAGGACAACAAGGCUUUGAUUCGCUCCGCCAAGAAGGGCAACAAGGACAGCAAGGCCGUGGCCGACAAGCCGGACACAUCCGCAGCCGCCUCUGGAUUGAGAGACAAGGAGAAGGAGAAGAAGAAAGGCAAGGACAAGGAGAAGGAGGUGGACCCCGUGCCGAAGGAACGAAGGCAGCGCAAGACCGAGGAGAAGAGUUCCAAGGGCGACCAGUCCGCCGCCAUGAUGGAUCCCUCGGACAUCGGCAAGGUGCUCACGGGCGUGAUCAGCAAGCAGACAUUGUAUCACCGAAAGAGAAAAAUCUCCACGUUGCAAGAGAAGAGCCCGGAGGACGCAGGGCCCCAGGAGGAGCUCCACCGGGUUGCCACAUCGGCGCUGAUGCUGACCCCGACCGAGGUCAAGGCCGUGAGCCUCCAGAACAUGAAGGCUUGA
This is a messenger RNA of Symbiodinium necroappetens, 768 nucleotides long. NCBI's taxonomy places the organism in Eukaryota, Dinophyceae, Suessiales, Symbiodiniaceae. The record is from the annotation of a GenBank genome assembly.